UAAAUUCACUCAAACAUUUCACUGAGGGACGUAAAGUGCAGCACUCACUUGGAGUCAAGAACUCAGCAGAAAGAUGGGCAUACAGAAAGUUAUACUGGAUAAACUAGGUCGCACCUUCCAAAUCCGUAAUAAGCUUUUGCGCCAGGGACUGGCUGAAUGCUUAGGUACGCUGAUCCUGGUGAUGUUUGGUUGCGGGUCAGUGGCCCAGUAUGUGCUCAGUGGAGGAUCUCAUGGCAUCUUCCUUGCUGUAAACUUAGCCUUUGGUUUUGCAGCCACACUUGGAAUCUUGGUAUGCGGCCAAGUCUCAGGUGGUCAUCUGAACCCAGCUGUAACUUUUGCCCUCUGCCUUCUUGGAAGGGAAAAAUGGAGAAAAUUUCCUGUGUACUUUCUCUUUCAAAUCAUUGGCUCCUUUUUUGGGGCUGGUAUCAUCUUUGGCAUGUAUUAUGAUGCUCUCCAGAGACAGUAUGAAAAAGAUCACAAACUACCACUUGGAAUUUUUGCUACCUACCCCAAUGAACACCUUAGUACCGCCAAUGGCUUUUUUGAUCAGGUGAUAGGCACAGCUGCGCUGAUUGUGUGUAUCCUGGCCAUUGUUGACCCAUACAACAACCCCAUCCCUCAAGGACUUGAGGCUUUCACUGUUGGAUUCACAGUACUUGUCAUUGGGUUAUCGAUGGUUAAUUCUGGCUAUGCAGUGAACCCCGCCAGGGACUUAGGUCCUCGUCUGUUCACUUCCAUUGCAGGCUGGGGAAGCAUAGUCUUUACGCAUGGAAACUACUGGUUCCUGGUGCCCAUCUUUGCCCCAUUCCUGGGUACAAUUAUUGGAGUGAUUGUGUACCAACUGUUGGUGGGCUGGCAUACAGAAGGGGAGGCACGGGAAAAAAAAAAGGAAUCAGAAGAGCUGAAUGUCAAGCUAAAUGAUAUUGAUUCUGCAGCUGCCUGAGCUGGGUUGAACAACAUAUCAACUAGGACUACCACUGUUUGGUUAUUUUCCUUCACAAGGUAUUCCUUCCUAUAUAUAAAAUCUGCAUCUAUAGAAUAAUGAAGAACAAUGCUGUAUAUCUUCAAAUUUAUUACAUUUCAGAAGAAUUGCUUUAAUUUCUGACAUACUGUAUAUGCUUACUUUGUACUCUGUAUUAUAUACUCUGCAUAACUUCAAGACAUAAACAAUAAAAUGUAUCUUUCGUUAGGCGAAUUAUAUUAAUUCUAGAAAGGAAAUAAAUACCGGAAAACAAAUCUGAAUUUUGGAAGAGCAUCACAAACAUUCUUUCUUUACUACUAUCAUGCUGAGAUUUUCUUUUGUACUUAAGUUGAUUAUGGCUAUGAGAGCAAUGAUACAUAUAUACACACAUGAUUAUUUUCAUUUCUGUAAAUAUAUAAUUUUUUUAUAGUCAGUAUAGGAUAGCUUUUUUAUGUCACCUAUUUUGCAUAAGGUCUUUGAAAAAUUGGCUAUUUCAUUAGAGAUAAAUAUCAGCAUAUUCAGCAAAUUUGAGCAUACAGUAUGUAAAGAAUAUAACAUAAGCUACUUCUGCUAUAGUAAAUGUGAUAAUUUUCUUGGGCACUAUUGCUAUGUUUAGCAACAGCAUUUAAAUAUGAAUAGCUGUUUACUGUUUUAGUUUUUGAAAAAAAAAAAAAAAGGGAAUGACAAAACUAUUGUCCUGCCAAAAAUACAAGCACAACCUAUUAAACCCCAUAUAACAUUUCAGCAGCAUUAACAUAGCCUGUGGACCACUACUUUUCUUACUGGCAUUUUCCUCAUGACCAAGCAUUUACAUUUGCAUGCCUUGUGUAUUUAAAUAUAUCCUCUGAAUCUUUAACAUUUCUAGUAUUAUUAUGAGCACUGUUAUGCAAAUUAUUUUAAUACUGAAAGUCAGAGAGGUUUGCUUCUGCCUUUUAAUUCAAAGUUUGUAUUUUUAUACCUUUGCCAUUUUUAACAUGUAAAUAAAGACUUAAUCCUUUGUGUA
This is a messenger RNA of Silurus meridionalis, 1964 nucleotides long. It is a transcript of the gene aqp3a, whose product is annotated as aquaporin 3a. Lineage: Eukaryota; Metazoa; Chordata; Actinopteri; Siluriformes; Siluridae. Gene Ontology annotation, cellular component: basolateral plasma membrane; plasma membrane. Gene Ontology annotation, molecular function: urea transmembrane transporter activity; water channel activity; glycerol channel activity. Gene Ontology annotation, biological process: water transport; glycerol transmembrane transport. The record is from RefSeq and is a predicted model, not a curated record.